Molecule: messenger RNA, 1188 nt
Organism: Sitodiplosis mosellana (orange wheat blossom midge)
Lineage: Eukaryota; Metazoa; Arthropoda; Insecta; Diptera; Cecidomyiidae
Product: odorant receptor 33c-like
Exons: 4
Coding region: 169-1026 (285 amino acids)
Biological process (GO): sensory perception of smell; detection of chemical stimulus involved in sensory perception of smell
Cellular component (GO): plasma membrane
Molecular function (GO): olfactory receptor activity; odorant binding
Source: RefSeq, a predicted model, not a curated record
UUAGCUGGUAUUGGCCUUGUCACUUGUCAGGCAAUUUCGAUUUUAUACGUACAAUCCACAAACGAAUUAGUUAAAGAGUUGCUACUGUUGUCUACAACGGCACACAUAACAAUAAAGAUCCUCUUAUUUAAUUCGCAUCGUCAACACUUUUUCAACAUUUUGGAUAUCAUGAAGACAGCAGAUAAGCGAAUUGAAAAUCAUGACGAUAUCUACGCAAUGAAGAAUGUUUUCGCGUAUUGUCGUCGAAUCAUUAUAUUUUUUUUCUGUUCUUAUAUUGGAUCUCUGCCGCCAUUGUUUCUCGAACUCAUUUUUCUAGAUAAAACCGAGUGCACAUGGAAGUCAACGGCUCUAGUUCCAUACGAUUUUGCUCAACAGCCAAUUGUUUAUUACAGCGUUUUAGUUGUUCAGGCGAUUGGCAAUUGCUUAAAUUGUAUCAUAGCAUGUACAUCUGACACUUUUGGCUUUUUACUUAUCAGUUUAUUAUGUGGUCAUAUCGAAGUAUUGUCGUUGCAUUUGAAAAAAAUUGGAAAUUUCGAAAGGCGAUCGGCGAAUGACUCGAAUCGAUUGCGACUGUUGGAACAACUCAAUCAUCAUGGUCUGCUAACUGACUAUGCAACCGAAUUGAAUAACCAUCUUUCCGCAAUAUUUUUCGUUCAAGUAAGCAUCAGUGCACCCAUCAUAUGCACUUGUGCAUACCAAUUUUCCCAGGCUCAAAACUUUACCACCACGCAAUUGAUAUUCCUUGCCAGCUAUACCAUCGGAAUGCUAUUACAAAUCAUCACCCCAAGCUACGCUAGUACAAAUUUGAUGGACAAGUGUGACUUAUUACCGGUUGCUAUUUUUUCUUCGGAAUGGUAUGAACUUGGGCCGAGUGAAAAGAAAAGUCUAUUGAUAUUCCUCACAAGAUCAAUACGACCGUUUGUUAUGAAUGCUGGAAAUUUUUUCAAAAUGGAUAUCAACACCUUCAUAAAGAUUGUGAAAACGGCUUAUUCUCUAUUGGCUGUUUUGCAAAGCACUCAGCCAUAAAUUAUGUGGCCCAUAAUAUUGAUUCUUCUACAGAAGGUCAAAUGAAGGACAACUAAAUGUGAAGGAAUCCAAUAUGGAAUUCAUAAUGUUGCAAGAGUUGUGCUUUUGUUAUAAACAGUAUGACGCACUUUGGAGCACUUCUUUCUGUAGAAACAUAUAACA